Molecule: messenger RNA, 489 nt
Organism: Cooperia oncophora
Lineage: Eukaryota; Metazoa; Nematoda; Chromadorea; Rhabditida; Trichostrongylidae
Source: the annotation of a GenBank genome assembly
AUGGCGUCGGAUCUGGUUCAGUCGAAGGAAGAAAACAAAAAAGCAGAAAGAGAUCCUGUAUCGAUGAAUAACAGCGAGGAAAUCAAGGAGUUCAAGGAAUAUCUGGGAGUUAAACUUAUCGAAACAUUGCUAAUAGGAGCGGUGACCACCUUCGGAUUCGUGGGCAACUUUCUGUCGUUUCUCAUUCUGAUUCGCCACAAAAACUUCAAAAAUUCAUUUGGCUAUCUAACAGCAUAUGGUGCAAUUACGAACGCUUGUCUGCUUUUGAUACUAUCUGUAUGGGCAACGCCGUGGACUUUAUUUGCGAUUCCUAUUGAACUACAAGGACUCAAUCUAUUUGUCGGGCAACUGUCCUUAUUUUUCGAAGAGUCAUCAUUCCAUUGCAGCCUUCUCAUCACCAUAAAUAGAAUUCCAAGGACUGCCAUUUACCCUCUCCUCUCCCCGCAGACGUUGCCGUCUAUCGUGGUAGAGGUGGGGGGACAGGUGUAG